AUUGGAUCAUUACAGCUAUUGUUUGGGAAAUAAAAAUGAAAUUUUUCUACCUUUUCCUCUUUGCAUUGUUGGAUGUGAGCUAUGGAUGCCCUCUUGACUGUAGCCUAGUAAGCUGUACACAAAGCUUCAAUCCUUUUGACUGUCCUGAUGGUACCCUUUACUCGAACAAUGCUGUAAUGUGUGGUUGUUGUCCAGGAUGUGUCCAACUGAAAGGACCAAAUCAACCCUGUCAAGGAGAGACUCAAUUAACUUUUGAUGUGAAAAACCUGUUCACGGUGAAGGGCUCAAUUAUCCUCAAUGCCACAAAAACUCCACCUGUAGUGGCAAGUCAAGAUUGUGCCCCUGGAUUGAAAUGUGUGAACACAAAAUGCUCUGCAUAUCCGUCGCAAUACACCUGUAAUGUUGAAGACAUCAAUAACCCAGUGUGGAAGCCUGAUUGCGACAUUGACGGAUCCCACAAAGCGGUGCAAUGCAAGACCAAUGGAGCUGAUCCACGCUGCUUCUGCUAUAGCAAGGAAGGCAAUCGUAUCUUCGGGUUUGACUGGAUCGAAAACCGCGACCAAAUGAAGUGCCAAUGCUCGAGGCUGGUAGAAGAUCUCAAGAAGGACAAAAAAAACAUAGACCUCACCUUUCACUGUUCAUCUAACGGCAAUUUUGAGCCUCUGCAGUGCAACCGUGGAAUGUGUUACUGUGCCAACGUGCUAUCGGGCCAGCCCGUCUCCUACGCCGUAAACGCCCCAAUGUGGAAAACGCUGCCAUGCUACAACGAGACCACCAUGGGAUUCAAUUACUUGAAGACUUGUGACAGCCAGUUCAACGCUUUGGCACUCAUCAAAAAGGAAAUGAACUACCACGGAGGUAAUCCAAUCACGCUCGCUGCGCCUCAGUGUGACCCCGAUGGAUCCUACUACGCUAAACAGUGCGAUGGGAACCAGUGCUAUUGCCGCACGCGGGCGAAUGUAAACAUUGGGUCCUACUCCACCCAGCUCAACACCAAUUCGGAGCUGACACAGAAAUGCUAUUGCGCACGAGAUCAAGUCAUUUUUGCGGAUGCCAAUAAAGCACAUAGUUACCAAUGUGACAAUGGUGGCAAUUACGAGCCAAUGCAAACCAUUGGAGGGGCAGCUUUUUGCGUUGAUCAGGACGGUUUCAUAAUCUCUGAUUAUGUGCCCAUCGCAGACAAGUGCACUUUAACGGCAUGUAAAACUGACGUCAUGUGUCCGCCGUAAAUCCGUUGAAAACGUGGGAGUUUUGAUUGACAGUCGUUUGUAAAAAUAUUUCGCGCAUACAGAGGACGAGAAUACUAAAAAUAGCGUACACGAACGAAAUAAACAUUUUUUAUUUGAAA
Daphnia carinata is the source of this 1348-nucleotide messenger RNA. RefSeq lists its product as uncharacterized. Gene Ontology annotation, biological process: cell-matrix adhesion. The record is from RefSeq and is a predicted model, not a curated record. The transcript is spliced from 9 exons. Lineage: Eukaryota; Metazoa; Arthropoda; Branchiopoda; Diplostraca; Daphniidae. Gene Ontology annotation, cellular component: basement membrane. Bases 36 to 1229 code for a protein of 397 amino acids.